Messenger RNA from Corticium candelabrum, 1655 nucleotides. RefSeq lists its product as uncharacterized. The coding region runs from base 34 to 1512 and encodes 492 amino acids. Gene Ontology annotation, biological process: G protein-coupled receptor signaling pathway; response to pheromone. The transcript has 2 exons. NCBI's taxonomy places the organism in Eukaryota, Metazoa, Porifera, Homoscleromorpha, Homosclerophorida, Plakinidae. The record is from RefSeq and is a predicted model, not a curated record.
GUCGGGACGUAUGUGGGCGUGGUCUAUUUCGUCAUGUUGCCCGGUGUCGCCGUGUCGACGUGUCUCUUGGUUUUGUUACGUCUGAAUGGUCUCACGUCGAUGCGCGUAACCGGAAAAUGGAGCACGCUGAGUUUCAAGAAAGCGGUGGCCCGCUUUGGGUUCGACGCUCACCAGACCGGAUUCUUUUACGGGAACAUAACGCCGGAAGCGUCGUUUAUCGUUAACUCUGCGACGCUCGUGUUUGUAAACGGGGCCUACUACAAGAGUAAUAGCGCUCUGUAUCGAGGCAUACAAGGUCGUACUCGCAAUUGCUCGGCGAUGUUCGAGCCUUUACAGCGGGUUGCGUUGAUGCCACGCGAUACGUGCACGAACGAGAGCAUUCAAGGCAAACUGAAGGAUUUCCUGCGCUCCGUGCCGUGCAAGGAGGGCGACACUUGUCGUUCACAGCCGGGCUACAACGUGACUGGGCGGCGGUGGCCGCUCGUCGUGCCGCUCGUUGCGAAUUCUCAGUUUACUUUCCGAGUCAACAUCAGUAGCCCGGAGGACUGGUACGCCGUUCUGAUUGGUUGUAGCAUCAGCCCAGUCAAUGCCACGGCCAAUCACACCUGGAAGGACUGUCAGUGGGAUAGGACGCCCAAUGAGAUUCGUCUGCAGUAUAAUAUGUGGCUGGUGAAUGGCAAUCCGAAUGGAGGCGAUAAUUUCUUUACUUUUCAAUUUUCGUUCGAGCUUCAGGGUGUCCUAGAAAUGUGCUUUGUGUUUUUGGUGUUGUACGCUGGCUUGUUGAUGAUUCAUUUCUAUGGUGUGUUCAUGAAGAAAGCUCCUGGACAUACUCUCAUACGAUUAUACACUUCGGCGCUCAUCUGCGAAGCAGUCGGUGUGGCUCUUCAGAGUGUACACUAUAUUAUAUACGGGAUGAACGGAGUCGGCAUUGUAGCCUUACGACACAUCGGUGAUUUAUUUGUGGUGGCGACUCAGUGUCUCUUCAUGUUGCUAUUGUUGUUGAUCGCGAAGGGGUGGACGAUAACGACCGUCUUUCUGAUUCACAAGAAAUACGUGGCUGUAUUGUGGAUCACUUACGUUGUCUUGUACAUCACUCUGUUUGUCGUUAACGCAUUGACGCAUCUGAACGAGUUCUCCGGAAAGAGUGCGUAUCAGAGUAUUCCGGGCGGUUUCAUUCUCGCUCUUCGUUGUCUUAUUCUUAUUUGGUUUCUGUACGAGUUACGGAUAAGUUACCUUCAGGAGAACGUACAAGCAAAGUUGGCUCUGUAUCGUUUCAUUGGUGUGUUCUACACGUUGUGGUUCAUCUAUUUGCCGAUCGCAGUUGGCGCUCUCUCUGACAUUGAUGUGCUCUAUCAGUUUAAGGUCAUUUUUGGUACUUUGCAUUCGGCAGAUUUUCUGUCGUUGGCUGCUAUGGCUUGGCUGUUUUGGCCUUCUCGAUCGAAGGCCUAUUUUAAGCUGACGGUUCCCGAGAAUCGAAAACUUCUAGAGUCGAUGAAUUUUGGUACGAUUUGAUCACAAUUCGUCUCUAUUUAACUGCAAUUAGAAUACAACUUUGUGGAUAUACUGUCGUUACGGAUUGUUGUACAUACAUUCUAUUGAUAAUUCUGGCCUUUGUAGUUCAUGUGUAAUGUACUGUACAAUUUUUGUGUGCGAGA